This is a messenger RNA of Thamnophis elegans (Western terrestrial garter snake), 1134 nucleotides long. RefSeq names its product LBH domain containing 2 (gene LBHD2). The transcript has 5 exons. NCBI's taxonomy places the organism in Eukaryota, Metazoa, Chordata, Lepidosauria, Squamata, Natricidae. Bases 511 to 861 code for a protein of 116 amino acids. The record is from RefSeq and is a predicted model, not a curated record.
UCGAGGAGAGCCUGGAACCUGAACUCCUUAAAGGAGGCUCAACCCAAGAAUCCAAGGCAGGGCAGCGCUCCCUAGUGAAGACGGGGUGGGAUUUGCCACUCCGCCGCCUCUUCCCCCUCCCCGCCGCCGCAUUUCUUCCUCCUCCUCUCCUUUUCCCUGAAAGUCGCCGAGCUGCUUUGCAUGUCAACGAAGGACCGGGGAGGCAGAAGCAGGAACGGAGAUGCCAGUAGCAGCCCCUGCCUGACACACGCGGUGCCGCUGCUGCUCAGGCUCCCUUUGGCGAGCGGCUCGGCUCGGUGCAUGGGCACCCGAGCGCUCGGUGCUUGCUCGAAUCCCUCUCCCAGCCCUUAAGGCGACUCGGCGGGCAGACAAGAAGCGCCGCCGCGGCUCCUGGCGGCAGCAGAUGCUCUACGUGAUUGACGCAAUUGGCACAACACUUCCUUCCCAGAGCGAACAUUGGCAACACGCAUAGAUUUUUCAGGAGACAAAUCCAUUCAUGUCCUUAGAAGCAUGACAGAGAUAAUGAAUACACGUGAACCUGUGAUGGAGGAAUUUACCUUGAGCCAACCUGAGGAAGAAGGAGGCACUUCCACUCAGGCAUUCCCGGAUGCCCAUGAAAAGUAUCCAAAACUGUCAAAGAGAUUACCAUCCAUUGUGGUAGAGCCAUCUGAGAUGGGGGAUGUUGAAAGUGGAGAGCUUCGUUGGCCUCCAGAGGAUCUGAAAUCGAUGGAAGACAAGAAGGCUCUCACUGCUCAGAGAUCCUAUGCUCAGCAACACCAGAUGGAUCUUGAAAGUGCUUCACCACACCAAGACAUAGGAGAUAGUACAAAAUCCAGUGGAAGCAGAACUGAGGAUGACUAAGGAACUUCAUUCAACAAACUGAAGCUGUGGUGGGACCCUAAUUGGAAAGCUGGCACAUUCCGAAGGCUUGUCAACAUGCUCUAUUUUAAAACCAUAGAAGGUUUUAAUUUUAGUUCUAUUAUUAGGUUAGUACAUGGCAAGAAAUUUAGGGGCUUUAGAACUGCUUCUUUUCAGGCUGGGAUUCAUAUCAUUUCAAUUUCCUUUGAGGAAAAGCGGAGCACAUUAGGUAGUUCUUCCUGGUUCCUUUUAUUAAUGCCAUAAAAGGAAAAAUAG